Molecule: messenger RNA, 332 nt
Organism: Anopheles aquasalis
Lineage: Eukaryota; Metazoa; Arthropoda; Insecta; Diptera; Culicidae
Product: coiled-coil domain-containing protein 103
Biological process (GO): epithelial cilium movement involved in extracellular fluid movement; determination of left/right symmetry; inner dynein arm assembly
Cellular component (GO): outer dynein arm
Source: RefSeq, a predicted model, not a curated record
UUUUGUAUGUUUAUUGACUCUGUACUCAGAGUUCUAGUUCCAGCGAAUCAAGUCGUUCCAAAAGAUGAUAACUCGCGAGGAUAUCGUUGCCCUUGAAGAGCGCUGUCUGGAGCAAAUUCGUGAGGAUAAUCUCUAUUCGCUGAGAAACGAUGCCAAGCUACGGGCGGUAUUAUCUUCUAAAAACUAUGAAGAGUUUAAAAACAUCGUCGAUUCAGCGCACUUGACGCCCCUUAGCGCCAGCGACAAGAAUAAUCCCAAAACGAAGCACCGCAUUUGGAACAGUUCUUCGCGCGAUUAAUUUCGUUAGUUGUAUGGGGUUGAAUAAAUACGUU